AUGCAAAGCAGAGUCUGGUCUGCUGUGCAUCCAGUUCCCCGAAUAGACGAAGUAGAAAUAUUCACCCAGGUAGACGACCUCGCCGUCCCGGGUGCCGGGUUAAGACAUCUCGAUUUCCCGGUCGAUGUUCAAUCGAUGUUGGAAGGCCUUUUUGUGCCUCCAAAUGCUCAGCAACAAGUUCCGGUUCAUUCGACGCCCGCUCACCCCCCGCCUGUACCUCCCGCUGAGCCGCCAAGGGUAAGGUUAUAUGGGAAUGAACAAGACAUACUGAAUUCUUACUAUAUUUAUAUCCACUACUACUUCCCCAUCUUCCCCCCACCACACUCACCGAUAGCCGUUGACCGGCCAUUGAACACACCAGUCAAAGCUCCAGCUACCCCUACCUCAGACCCCGUCCUUCCAUACAAGCCCAAAUCUCCUGUCACUCUGGCUAUCUCGGCCGUACUAGCGUUGAUCCCUCACCCCCGGGAUCCGAACUCAUUUGCACCCGAAUCAGUACUCCUUCGAAGAGCUUAUGCUCAUGCUUUUGCCCGAGAAGCUGUUACAAGUAUCGAAGCAGAAUCAGACCUCCAAGAAUCUGUCACCAGUCCAUCCGAAGCUCUGACCCAUAAUUCAACCGUACCUACCAGGCUGAUGGUCCACCCACUCACCCCAAUUGACCUCGAAGGCAUCCUUGCCCUUCUUAUCCUAAGUAUAUACGAAUAUACUCAAAGGGGAAACCUGAUCAAAAUGCGGCAUAGAGCGGGCCAGGCGUACAUUAUGGCAAUGAACCUUUCAUUACAUGCCAUCACGCACGACGACAGCCCGUUCGCCGAAGCCAGAAGAAGAGCAUGGUGGAUGACUUUCUACUGCGUUUGUCAAGGAUCCAUUGUGGGUACCGUGCCGAUAACGAUAUUAACACAUGACCCCCGGUUUACAACGCCAUAUCCGCGAUUUACAUCCGAUUCUAGAGCAUGGUCUAUAUUAAUUCAAGCACAGCAGGCGCUGGUCGCCGCCACCCAGUAUAUCAUCGACUUUAAUCGGGCAAUGAGGGCAAAAGCGAACCUGGCCAUCAUCUUUGAACGGAUGGGAAAGCUCACGGCCUGGACUUCAUCUAUACUAGCACAAAUAGAUGCACCACUCCAGGAAUCCUCAGUUGCUCCCCCUCAAGAUAUAGAAAGUAUCACGGCUCAAAGUAUUCGAUAUAUUUCACGAAUAAAGCUGUGCAGUGCACGGAUAAAGACACAUCGAUUCCGUGCCUUUCUCGACAUACCAAUAUUUAUCAAAAAGCACUGUGACUUGACUUGUGCGAGCAUAAGCAGUCCGACCACAGAGAGCUCUCCAAGCGCACUGGAAUACCAGGAUACUAUACAGCCGAUAGCCUGUUGUUCCAGUAACUUCAGCCAACUCCCAGCUGCGCCUCCUGCAAAUACCCAGUUAGAAAGCCCCAUCUCUUCCAGCUCCCCAAUAUCCGAUACUUCCGGAUCUCGAUGGAUACCCGGGGAUUCGUUUCCUUUCUCGAAUUAUACAUCGACCAGCAUAUGUCUGGAGGCUGCGCUAUCCAUCGCUCAGAUGUUCGACAGUCUACCGUAUCCCAAGCCCACAUAUGACAAGGAGUACUCGUCCCUGGGAUUCACGCCCGUUGUUCCUCGGACAAUGCCUUCAUUUGCCUGUUGCGCGAUGCAGAGCAGUUACGCUAUGCUUAUGCUUUACUAUAAGUCUCGCGCAAUUAAUCCGGGGAUGGUCGAAAGCCCGCUAAGCGACACAGACCAGCUUGGUGAAGAGCUACAACAUGGCCUAGAGUGCGUUAUUGGUGCUGUACGGAAUUAUUCUAUGGCUUUUGAAGCGCUAGGUGGGAUGAGAGAUGAGAUUGAGGGAGCAUUUCUCACGGCAUUCCCGCAAGAUUAG
Trichophyton rubrum CBS 118892 is the source of this 1887-nucleotide messenger RNA. RefSeq lists its product as uncharacterized. NCBI's taxonomy places the organism in Eukaryota, Fungi, Ascomycota, Eurotiomycetes, Onygenales, Arthrodermataceae. Bases 1 to 1887 code for a protein of 628 amino acids. The record is from RefSeq and is a predicted model, not a curated record. The transcript is spliced from 8 exons.